Messenger RNA from Cucurbita pepo subsp. pepo (vegetable marrow), 1065 nucleotides. RefSeq names its product acetylserotonin O-methyltransferase-like. NCBI's taxonomy places the organism in Eukaryota, Viridiplantae, Streptophyta, Magnoliopsida, Cucurbitales, Cucurbitaceae. The record is from RefSeq and is a predicted model, not a curated record. Gene Ontology annotation, molecular function: O-methyltransferase activity; protein dimerization activity.
AUGGAACGCAGCGAGAGAGAAUCGUUGUCGAAGAAGGAAGAAGAAGAUGGGCAAGCCAUCAUCCAAAUGUGGAAAUACAUAUUUGGUUUCUCUGAAAUGGCAGCCAUAAAAUGUGCCAUAGAGCUUCAAAUAGCUGAUAUCAUUGAAGACCAUGGCGGCCCCAUGACAUUGCCCCAACUCUCCUCCACUCUACACUGUUCUUCACCUCUCCUGCAUCGAAUCUUAAGAUUCCUUGUCCGUCGAGGAAUCUUCAAGGAAUAUUCCAUAUCCGACGACCUGAUCGGCUAUGCUCAGACGCCUCUAUCGCGCUUGCUCGCCACCAAGAACGGCAGCAGCUUGGCCCCCUUCAUGCUGCUGGAAGCCAGCCCGGCGAUGCUUGCAGCAUGGCAUAACUUGAGCGCGCACGUCAAGAGUGGCGGCAGGUUCCCAUUUGAGGCUGCGCAUGGCAUGGAUGUGUGGGGCUAUGCUGCGGCUAAUCCAAAGCAUAAUGGGCUGAUUAAUGAGGCCAUGGGGUGCUCUACGGGGCUGGUUGUGGCUGCUAUACUUGAUGGUUGUCAAGGGAUUUUUGAUGGGGUUGGGAGUUUGGUUGAUGUGGGUGGAGGAAAUGGUGCUACUUUGAGUGUUGUUGUUAAGGCGUGUUCGUGGAUUCGAGGUAUUAAUUUCGAUCUUUCUCACGUUGUUUCUACGUCGCCUGUGUAUGAACGUGUGGAGCAUGUUGCUGGUGAUAUGUUUGAUUUUGUUCCGAAUGCUGAUGCUGCUUUCAUUAAGUGGACUCUACAUGAUUGGAACGACGAAGAAUGUAUUACUAUUUUGAAGAAUUGUAAGGAGGCGAUUCCGAAGAACACAGGUAAAGUGAUCAUUGUUGAUGCAGUAAUCGAUGAAAAAGAAGAAACCGAGCAAUCAGAUGUUGGGUUGAUGUUGGACUUGGUGAUGAUGGCUCAUACUAGCAGAGGCAAAGAAAGAACACGUAAAGAAUGGGAAUAUGUUAUUAAUGCAGCUGGUUUUAGUCGAUUCACUGUUACAUGCAUUCAAGCUAUCCAAUCAGUUAUCGAGUGCUUCCCAUAA